AUUUUCCAAAAUUACCAAAUAAUAAGCUACUAUUUCCUGAAACUAUCAACAGAAAUAGUGAAUUAAGAUAAUACGCUAAAAUAAGAUUAAAAAGUUUCAAAGUGGAAUACAAAAUUUCCUUGUAAAAAUCUACAAAGAAAAUUUUGUUUUAUGAAAAUACUUUUUUUGUGAAAAUUGUAGACGUGUGUGUGUGUGAGAGAGAGUGUGUUGUUAAAGGGGAACUUCAAAGAGAAUAUUAGAAAAAGCCGGAAUUUUCUUAUGAAAGAAAUUUUAUCAACAUGGAAGCUCAACAACAAACUCCUGCUGAAGUUCGUGAGGUGUUGAAUAAAUAUUUGGAGUUGUUUCAACAGAAUAGCAUUGAAUUUAAAUAUUUUCUCGCUCCAAAUAGUGUAAUCGAUUGGUAUGGCCGCACCAUACGUGGAGCUAACAAAAUUCAUGAUUAUUUAAGACAUGAAAUACACAAUAAUUUUGAUCACACCGAAUUUUUGGAACCUCACAAAUGUGCUCCCAUCGAAACCAAAACCAGUCACAUGCGCACCAAAAUCAUAUCUACUAAACCUAUUGAUCUAGUACAUCCUAUAAAUCGUGUACCAGAUAUGGUACCUUUAAAAUCCUAUGCCGAUAGUGAUGUAGAAGAUAAUGAGUUGCCUGAAACCUCGGAAUUUGCUGCUGCCAUUAUAAAUAAUCAAAGAAAAACUCCGGAAAAAUGUACUAGUACAUUAAUCGAAGACUUAACGCCACCAGCUAGCGCUACAAAGGAAGAAAAACCUAACGAGGAGGAGAAGGAGGUAGUUCAGAUAGAACAAGCAACAGUUGAAGAAUUGAAUAAACCGGUGAGAUCUCUAAAACGUACACAUUCAGGACGUUUUAGCUAUUUAAGACGUUUACCCACUGCACCCUCUACCAGUAAACGGGUGAGUAAGGAUUAUAAAGGUAUACGUACCUUACUAGAUGAUUCAUCCAGUGAAGACGAUGAUUUAGAAACAAUGGAGGCUUUAUAUACCCCUUUAAGGUAUAUAGAAGUCAAGGGUAUUAUGCGCAAUCGUAGUGCAACAACAUCACGUCAACGUAGUGCUCUCUGGCGUGAUUGCAAUCAAUUGGAAACACACCUGCGUAUAUCUUAUCGUCGCAAAUUAGAAGAUAAUCAAUUACAAUUUGCUCUAAUCAUUUAUGAAUCAUGUAAUCCUACACCUACAAUUACCAAACGUAAUCUUAUGACACAAUUCUCAAUGACUGAACCCAAUGAAGAUAAUGAUAAUGUAGUUACACAAAUAGAACCCGAAUACUCUGAAGAAAUGGUAGUAGAAAGUGUUCUACACGAACCGGUACUUAUAGAACCACAUACAGUUACCACAACUGGUACUUUAUUGGGCACCACAGAUGAUCCUUUUAAUGAGGACGAAGAGGGCUCUUUGGAAACGUUAUCAGUAUCACAUAUGCGUACACCUACGAAAUUUACACAUACCCCGCCGGCUACACCUAAACGAAAACCACGAUCUUUGUUUCAAUCCGCCUCGGGUUUGAAACGUUUAAAUAAUUCACCCACUGCACCUACGCCUAAGCGUAGUGCAGCACGUAGUUUAAGACUUUGAUUUUAAAGAUCUUUUUUUUUUUAUUAUUAUUAAUAUUUUCUUAUUAUAGACCCCUCCCCCCUUUUUAACAAGUUUUCUUUUCUCUCUGCUUGUUUUAUAUUUUUUCUGGGUUUAUUUUAGAAAGGAACAGUUCUUUUGUUAUGAAAAGAAAACUCACGAGUUUGUUUUAUGAGUUUUAAGAAAAUUGUGUUGAUUUAAAGGGAAAUACUGUUGUAUUCUUUUGAAACUAACUUUUGAAAACAACUUCAUUUCCAUACACAUUUUUAAUAAAUGUU
Molecule: messenger RNA, 1867 nt
Organism: Lucilia cuprina (Australian sheep blowfly)
Lineage: Eukaryota; Metazoa; Arthropoda; Insecta; Diptera; Calliphoridae
Exons: 5
Coding region: 279-1592 (437 amino acids)
Source: RefSeq, a predicted model, not a curated record